CGUACCGCGCGUGCCGAGCAGGCCGCGGUGCCGGGACCGCGGCGAUGCUGGAGGAGGCGGGCGAGGUGCUGGAGUCGGUGCUCAAGGCCUCGUGCCUCCCGCUCAGCGUCCUGCUCUUCGUGCCCGCCGUGCUCCUGCUUCUGGGCCCGCCGCCCGCCGCCGAGGCCGCGCACGCGUUUACGGUCUACCGCAUGCAGCAGUACGAGCUGGGCGGGCAGCCCUACGGCACCAGGAGCGCAGUGCUCAACACAGAAGCACGCACAGUAGAGGCGGAUGUCCUGAGCCGCCGCUGCGUCAUGAUGCGGCUGGUGGAUUUCUCCUACGAGCAGUACCAGAAGGCUCUCCGCCAGUCAGCUGGGGCUGUGGUCAUCAUCUUGCCACGAUCUAUCUCUUCUGUUCCACAGGAUGUUGUAAGGCAAUUCAUGGAGAUAGAGCCAGAAAUGCUUGCUAUGGAAACCAUUGUGCCAGUCUACUUUGCAGUGGAAGAUGAAGAGCUGCUGUCUAUCUAUGAACAAACACGGGCUGCUUCUGCAUCACAGGGUUCUGCCUCAGCUGCAGAAGUUCUGCUGCACACGGCAACUGCCAAUGGCUUCCAGAUGGUGACCAGUGGGGCCCAAAGCAAAGCUAUCAAUGACUGGCUUAUACCCAGUGUGGAGGGAAGGCUAACAGGGCUGGGUGGAGAAGACCUGCCCACAGUUGUGAUAGUUGCCCACUAUGAUUCUUUUGGAGUGGCUCCAUGGCUGUCACACGGUGCUGACUCCAAUGGCAGUGGUACCUCAGUGCUUCUGGAACUGGCCAGGCUGUUUUCCCGGCUCUACACCUACAGACGUACCCAUGCUGGGUAUAACUUGCUGUUCUUUGCAUCUGGAGGUGGCAAGUUUAAUUAUCAAGGAACUAAGCGGUGGCUGGAAGACAAUUUGGACCACACUGAUUCCAGCCUGCUGCAGGACAACGUAGCAUUUGUUCUCUGCCUUGAUACUCUGGGCAGAGGCAAUAGCCUUCAUCUCCAUGUCUCAAAGCCUCCCAAGGAGGGGACCUUGCAGCAUGCAUUUCUGAGAGAACUGGAGAUGGUUGUUGCCAGCCAGUUCCCAGAGGUGAAGUUUUCCAUGGUGCACAAGAAGAUUAACUUGGCUGAGGACAUGCUGGCAUGGGAGCACGAGCGGUUUGCGAUCCGACGCUUGCCAGCAUUCACCAUCUCCCACCUGGAGAGCCACCGUGACAGCCUCCGCAACAGCAUCAUGGACAGGAGGGCACGGAUAGACACUAAAGCACUGAUCAGGAAUACUAGGAUCAUUGCUGAAGCUUUGACAAGGGUCAUCUACAAUUUAACAGACAAGGGAGCACCUGCAGAUAUGCAGAUCUUCACAGAUCAGAUGCAGAUCCAGCAGGAGCAACUGGAGUCAGUGAUGGACUGGCUGAGCAGUCAACCCAGGGCUGCCCAGCUGAUUGAUAAAGACAGCACCUUCCUCAACACCUUAGAAUAUUAUAUGGGACGCUACCUGAAGGAUGUCAAGCAGCAUCAUGUAAAGGCAGACAAACGGGAUCCUGAGUUUGUUUUCUAUGACCAGCUGAAACAGGUGAUGAAUGCAUACAGGGUCAAGCCAGCAAUCUUUGACCUGCUUCUAGCUGUCUGUAUUGCAGCCUACUUGGGCGUUGCCUAUGUUGCAGUGCAGCACUUUGGUCUCCUUUACAAGAUGAUACAGAGAUUAUCCCUUAAAACCAAGCAGCAGUGAAGCAACAAGUCAUCACCCACCCAGCAGCACAGCCAUCGGUGAGCCCAUCGGAAACCUUCUGCCUUCCAUUGAACCCUGCUAUUUCUCUUCCUCUUUGCUACUGUACAGAGGGGAGGAAGGCAUAAAGAAAAUGAAAUUUUAACUCUUGUGCACCUUUUAAGUGCUUUUCUUCACCUUCUUCCCCUGACUUGCACCGUGUCUGUUUUCCUUUGCAUUUUGGUGAGAGAGAGGCUCAGAGACUCCACCAAUUCCUGCAGUCUUAUUCUGGGCAGCUUCUAUGAGUGUAAAACAAAGUCCAUCACCUUCAUGGACAUGUGUCAUACAGCCAACUUGGAAACCGAAACUACAGAGUGACGUGUUAUCUCUGCCCAGCAGACAAGGACUCGGAGCAGUUGUUUAAAAUUAAAGUGAAUGCAAUUAGCAUGUUUUCUUAUGGUACCUCUUCCUUAAAUUCACUGCCUGGCUUUAGUGAGGUAUGCUGAGCAAGCAAGCAAGCACCUUUUUGCAUUUUGUUUAGACUGCAGUAACUCAUGCCCUUUUAGGAGGUGCACUGUGAGUGAUCCUGACUGUUAUUGCCAGGACGAGGAAAGAUUGCUGAGAUGAGUUUCUGGUAUUAGGGUUCUUGCCAGGACAGGUUCUCUCCCAUCUGUGUUGGAGGAUGCAUUUUGCUGUGUACUUGGUUACUCUGGAAGUUUAUGGUCUUUGGACAGUUCACGGCUGCCACCACUCUGUGCUAAACUCUUGCUUGAUCUUUGGGGGGUGUUCUGUUGUCCCAACUGCUGCAGGAUUGUGUUCUGCGCUGUUCCAUGUACUUAAACAAGCUGGUUGCAUCAAGAGCAAGAGCAGCCCAGACCUGGAAAAUAUAUCAAGAUACUGACUACAAGUCCUAGACUAGUUGUAGUUCUAGAAGAUAACCUGAUGGAGUAUUGUUCCUGCCACCGUGCAGGGUUUGAGUCCUCCCUCUGAUCUGUCCUAUGUACAUGACGUCUUUUCACAAGCCACAGUGGAUACCUUUUUUUUUUUUUUUAUUCUUUACACUACUACUUAUAAUUAAAAUAGUGUAUUUUACAGGGGCUGAAAGGCUAUUGUGGGUUUGAAUGAAGGUAUACCUCUUUUUUUUUGUAUGCAUGGAAAAGUCAAGCUGUGCAUUCUUGUCUGCACACAGCUGCUGUGCACGUGCUUGUUAAAAAACGGGUUGUUGUGACCGGUCACUGGCCUUGUCCUUUGGAUGGGCACCAAAGCACUGAUUUCCAUGCAUCUUUCUUUGUUUCACCAUAGUCUCCUUCUUGGAGUACCCUUACCCCAUGAUGUGCUUUCUGCUACUUUAAAUGUGUAGCAACUUGUUUUUUAAAGGAUCUUGUCUUUUCCAGGACAGAUGCUGGUGUCAGCAGCUCACCAUCAUAUCACCAGGUGACAUGGUGCCAAGCACUCCUGAAAUAUCAGCCCUACAAGGGAAACCUGCCUUUUCCUGAUCUUUGAGUGCUUAUUUGAAAUAUGUCUCUCUGCAUGCAUGAAGUGUUCAUGACACUCCUUUGCCAAAUGAAUUUAUAAUGACUUCAGAAGUUGCUGAAGUGCCUGAAAGACACUUGAUUGUUUUCCACUGGCUUUUGUUCUGUGCCCAUAGACAUUACAAUAUGUGCCAUGGGAAGGUGCAUUCUCUGUGCUGGGUAGGUUUAGAACAUGCAUGGUACAGUGGUUGUCUGAAGAACUCUGUAGGCUCUGAGUGUCUGGAAGUAGUUUCAAAGUCCUCCAGCUGCAUCAUACAUUUCUAGUGUGUUAAACUUAGGGAGGUGGUGUUCCCUCCAAUCCAGCAGAUUACUUAACCAGUCCUAAUUAUUCACUCUGUUACUUUGCUGAGAAAAAUAGAAAAAAUUAUUAGCAAUCCUGCUACAGCUUGAGUUGAUGAAUAUAAAAUUUGCCAGCAGUGGGCAAGAGUGAACAGAACAGGCCCGGAACAUUAUUCAUUGCAGUGGAGACUGUCAGCCCUCAGUCUUCCAGAUGAGAAGCUCAAAGUUCAGAGUCAAAAACUUCCACCACAAGGCAACCCAAGUGUAGUUGCAGUUGUGUCCCCGUCAAUGCUGUAGCACUAAAGAAAACACUUUAGCUGCAUGUGGUCUCAACAAUGAACUGUUAACACUCCUGAUGCAGUGCCAACAACUUAAAAGAAAGAUGGAUAAGAUUUAUGAGUUUAUAAACCUGAAGGGCAGUUGGGACAAUAUAUCGCUCUCUCCCACACAAGGUUAAUUUGUCCCAUAAUUCUUUUGGAUGCAUUUUGUGUUUCUCUAGCUGCCUGCCUUAGCAAGUAGUUUUUACUACAGAUGAGAGUUUUUGAUCAAAGUGCAUGUGUGCUGAAACAUAUAUGCUCAAAUCUGAGAUAAACAAAUUCGAACUUUCUCAUGGCUGGAACACAGUGCCCAUCCUGGGAUUGAAUUUAGUUCCCACAUUGCUAUUUCCACAUUGUUGUUUUCUUUGGUAAGUUAACAGAGAAGCUUGCAAAUAGACUCUGGUGCUGAUCCACACUGCAGCAUAUCUGAUCAAUUCUGACACCAACACAGCACACAAAGGCAGAAAUUCAACAGGUGUCAUGAUAAAAUAAAAGUUCUCCACAACACUGCAGAAGAGCUCUGUGUAGCUGAUUCUUGUUGCCCUUAUUUUUACCUAUCUUUCUCUUGUGAGGAGUUUGCCUGGCCUAUAGGUAAGAACAUGGAAAGCAUAUGUGCACAUAUACACAAGUGGCUAGCAGCUGAUGCUUCUAGCCAGAAAACCAUUUUCUUUGCUAUUUGUCUGACUUUACCUUUAGCUGUCAAAGUCUGCAGCUCACAAAAAAAUGGUUUUCUAGCGGGGUUUAACUGAAGUUGUUAAUGCCUUCUGUCUACUCCCACUUUCAUGAGCACUAGUGGGGAUUUUAUGCAAGUAGUUUGGACUAUCGUAGUUUAUCUCCCACAUAAGAGAGGUUCAUUUAUUGUUAGGAGAUAAGUAAUGCUGUGCAAUAUGAACUCCAUUCUUAUACUCAGUGCAGAGAAGAUCCUGAAACCAAAAUGGAAUUGGGUAUCUCGCUAUCUGCGGCUGAAAGAGUCACCAUAAUCUAUUAGAUGUUCAAAACCACAGCUAUCCAAAAUUGUUGUGGGGCUUGGUUUUGAGAGUUUUUGUUUGUUUUAAAUCUUGCACUCUCAUAUUGUUCAUAGCACAAGCUCAAAUCCCAAGCUUCUCCUGCUCCCUGUGGCCAAGCUGGGUUUUACAUUUCAGAGCCAUUCAGUCUUGACUCACUGAUCUGAAAUGAUGGGGCUGCUACUAUAUGUCUCAGUAAAUUAGGCCUCUGGGUGCUUGGGUGUGGGUUCCUGCUUGCUCACUUUGAUCUGUUUAGUUUCCAUUUGUAGUUAUCGCAUAGCAACUUCAAGGUUAUAAUCUGGAAUAUUUGCAGCUCAGGAAAAAGAUUUGAUUUAUCUAGCAAUGUUAACUCAAUUAUUUAUCUCUUGUGUGCCCUAAAGAACAAAUGUAUAUUGAGGUGAAUAUUUAAAAGCUAAUAGAAAAUUCACUGCAGUUGAUUUACAUAUUUUUUGGACCAUAAAUGUAAUAAUAUUUAAGUAUUUUAACUUUUUUCAUUUUCUUAUUUGUUUGUCUCUUUUCCCUUGGAAAAAUAAAGUGAGUGAGUAGGUUUGAUGGA
Messenger RNA from Pipra filicauda (Wire-tailed manakin), 5397 nucleotides. It is a transcript of the gene NCLN, whose product is annotated as nicalin. Gene Ontology annotation, biological process: regulation of signal transduction. Bases 45 to 1733 code for a protein of 562 amino acids. Gene Ontology annotation, cellular component: endoplasmic reticulum membrane. The record is from RefSeq and is a predicted model, not a curated record. Lineage: Eukaryota; Metazoa; Chordata; Aves; Passeriformes; Pipridae. The transcript has 15 exons.